UCCAGCCAAUCGCAUCCCAGCCACUGGACUGCCCGGAACAAAGAUGGCGGAGGAGGCCUCCCUGAGGGCAGACUGAUCUGCACACCCGAGCCCUCCUCUGCCGACAGCGGAGACGGUGGUGGUAGCAGCGCGGUCCGGACCAUGGAGGAGGGCAGCAGCGGCGGCUCCGGGAGCGGUGGCAGCGAGAGCAGCGCCAGCGGGCCCGGCGGGGCGCAGCAACGGGAGCUGGAGCGCAUGGCUGAAGUCCUGGUGACCGGGGAGCAGCUACGACUCAGGCUGCACGAAGAGAAAGUCAUUAAAGAUAGGCGGCAUCAUCUCAAGACCUACCCAAAUUGUUUUGUGGCUAAAGAACUGAUUGACUGGCUGAUUGAUCACAAAGAGGCUUCUGACAGAGAGACAGCAAUUAAACUCAUGCAGAAAUUAGCAGACCGGGGCAUUAUUCAUCAUGUGUGUGAUGAACAUAAGGAGUUCAAGGAUGUGAAGCUCUUCUACCGCUUCCGGAAGGAUGACGGCACCUUCCCACUGGACACGGAGGUGAAGGCCUUCAUGAGAGGACAGAGGCUGUACGAGAAGCUGAUGAGCCCUGAAAACACACUUCUACAGCCCCGAGAAGAGGAAGGAGUCAAGUAUGAGCGUACUUUCAUGGCAUCAGAAUUCUUGGACUGGCUGGUUCAGGAAGGCGAGGCCACAACAAGGCAAGAGGCAGAACAGCUUUGCCAUCGACUUAUGGACCAUGGUAUCAUACAGCAUGUGUCCAACAAGCACCCGUUUGUGGACAGCAACCUUCUCUACCAGUUCCGAAUGAAUUUCCGUCGGAGGCGAAGACUGAUGGAGCUGCUCAAUGAGAAGUCUCCCUCCUCCCAGGAGGCCCAUGACAGUCCCUUCUGCCUGAGGAAGCAGAGCCAUGACAAUCGGAAACCCACCAGCUUUAUGUCAGUCAGCCCCAGCAAGGAGAUCAAGAUCGUGUCCGCGGUGCGGAGGAGCAGCAUGAGCAGCUGUGGCAGCAGCGGCUACUUCAGCAGCAGCCCGACCCUCAGCAGCAGCCCCCCUGUGCUCUGCAACCCCAAGUCUGUGCUGAAGAGACCCAUCACAUCUGAGGAGCUCCUGACUCCGGGGGCUCCGUACGCAAGGAAGACAUUCACGAUUGUUGGCGAUGCCGUUGGCUGGGGCUUUGUGGUGAGAGGAAGCAAGCCCUGCCACAUCCAGGCUGUGGACCCCAGCGGUCCUGCGGCGGCUGCGGGCAUGAAGGUCUGUCAGUUUGUCGUCUCCGUCAAUGGCCUCAACGUGCUGCAUGUAGAUUACCGGACGGUGAGCAAUCUGAUCCUGACUGGCCCCCGGACAAUCGUGAUGGAAGUCAUGGAGGAGCUGGAGUGCUGAGCAGCCAGACCUCCCUCCCUCCCCGCCCCUCCCACAAUGACUCCUCCCAGGAACAGCAAUGCAAGCACCAGCUUUCCUAUGCAUGGAUGGCUCUGGACACCCGGCUCUUUCCUCCACCCUCACACAUCUUUACGUUCCAUAUGCUGUUUGUAUGUGGAAGAAUUGGGUAACACAUCUUAAAAAAAAAAAAGUCCGCGUAGGAAAGCAAUAGGGAAGCAGAAUUUUCCUACAUGAUGGAAUUGCCUUACUACAUUUCUGUUUGUGGUCCUCCCCUGUUGUUUUCCUCUACAUCUACACAAAGUUGUUGAGGUGUGUUCUAACCAAAAGAGCAACCUGAUUGAAAUAUUUCUAGGGGGUCAUGCAAAGUAGUUGCUGCAGACUCCUAAAAUGAUACUUUUCAAGCUGGGCCCCGUGGUGUGUAGUUGUCACCUCAGCGAGUUAGCAGGCUGAGGCUGGAGGAUUGCUUGGGCCCUGGUGUCGGAGGCCAGUGUGGGCAACAUAGCGAGACCCCCAUCUCACAAUAAAAUGUGUACUUUCACUUAAAAGUAGUAUGGGGUUGUUGGCUAGAGGGUGAACCUGCACCUUACCUAUUUCUCUUCAAAUGAAAACAAUAUCCAUAGGAAUAUGAUCUGCUAACCAGCAUUUACAGAAGGUGGUUCUAAAGCACGCAGGUGCUUCAAAGCCAGCAGGACUUGACUUUCUUAAUUCCCUCCUUUAGUAUUGACUUCUGACUUCACAUGUGUCAGAUGUUCUGGCAUCAGGUAAAAAAUAAAAAAACAAACCAAGCUCUGCUAAUGCUGUGGGUAGCGGUAAAUAAGGAAAGACAGCGGAGAGACUGCUUGGAACUGUCUCUAUUAUCUCUUUCUGAGCCUACAUCACUUUGUCUACAAAUUAGCUUUGUCUAUAAAUCAGCUUUCUAGAAUUCAUCUUGGGUGUAUUGAAUGUGAAAACAGAAGUUUUGUAUUCACACAUAUAAAACACAAAAUCAAACCUUCUGUUAAGAUUUUACUUUGAAAGUGUUUACCUGUCUAGAAAUUCGCCUAUGUGUGAUAAAACUUAAAUUGUCUUCUUAGCCUGACUUUUCACAAGCUUUCUAAUAGAACAUGUUAAGGACAUGAUUUGCUGCUUAUUUAGGGGGAUGAUUUUUCACAGAAAUUGCCACUUUGUUUUAUAUUUUUCAUCCCAUUUGUAUAUAUGCCUAUUUGGGGUUUUGUUUUUUCUUGUUGGGUUUUCUUUGGGGGGGGGUGAAUAGAAGAAUGUAUCUGGGUUCUUGAUUUAUAGAGGAAAUUCCUCACCGUGCCAAAUUAGGGAGUCAGAAAUACUUUUGCCUCUCAUAUAAUGAAUUUUGAACAAGGAAGAAGUUACUUUCAUAUUCUGUUUUAAUGAAAUAAAACACAAGUGUUGUACCUCA
Molecule: messenger RNA, 2788 nt
Organism: Perognathus longimembris pacificus (Pacific pocket mouse)
Lineage: Eukaryota; Metazoa; Chordata; Mammalia; Rodentia; Heteromyidae
Gene: Deptor
Product: DEP domain containing MTOR interacting protein
Exons: 9
Coding region: 142-1377 (411 amino acids)
Biological process (GO): intracellular signal transduction; negative regulation of TOR signaling
Molecular function (GO): protein binding
Source: RefSeq, a predicted model, not a curated record